Molecule: messenger RNA, 1146 nt
Organism: Rotaria sordida
Lineage: Eukaryota; Metazoa; Rotifera; Eurotatoria; Philodinida; Philodinidae
Source: the annotation of a GenBank genome assembly
AUGAUGGAAUUUGAUUUAAAAGAAGUAUUUUCAAUUUUGGAUGAAAAUAAUGAAGGACAAAUUCAGUUACGUCGUUUUGUUGAUGUUGCUAAUAAUUAUUAUUCAGAUGCUGAACAACUUGAUCGAAUUAUUAAAGCAUUAGAUCCUAAAAAUACGGGUUUAAUUAAUUUUCAACAAUUUUGUCAUGGUAUUGCUCAAAUAAGUUCAUUACAAGGUGUUUCAUUAAAAGAUGUUGCAUCAGAUUUAACACGUCUUAGUCGUGAAAAUUCAUUAUUAGAAGAUUCUGAUCAACGUAGUUUGAAAACAAAUAAUGGUUUUGAUUUUUCUUCAUUAACUUAUUUAUCAAAUCUUCAAAUUGAAGAGAAUCAAGAAGGUAGUACAACAACCUUUAACGAGUACGACGUUGACGGUGAAGAAACCUCUCCUCAUACCAAAAUACAAUCAACAAAUAAUAAAAUCAAUAAUAAAACCAAACAUACUAAUCAUAAUCGAUCGAUUUCAUCAACAUUGGAUUCAUCUGUUUUCGGUGAAGAAGAAGAAUUUACUGGUACAGCUGAACCGGAUUCAAAUAAUCCUUCAUCUGAUUCAAUAAAACAUCCACGUACCGGUACAUCUCAACGUAUAUCGGAAGUAUCAAAACGAAAUAAUCCUUUAAAAUUAACUAUUCCAUCGGAAGAAAUCGAUCAACAAUUACAAGAAAGUGUUGAUGAAUUACACAAAACUGUUGACGAUUUAACGAAACAAAAACAGACAACAACUGAUCGUUUAGCUAAAAUUCAAAAUGAAAAUACAGAUUUAAAAAACCGACUUUUAGCACUUGAAGAUCGUUUUCACGAUCUUGAAGGACAACAAUCACGUACAACACAAAGUGAACAACAAAAAUACGUUGACUAUAUUAAUCAAAAAGAUCGAAAUUUUGUACAAGAGAAAGAAAUUCUACAGACAAGAAUUAAUGCAAUUGAAACUGAACUUAAACAAACACAAACAACAAAUGGACUAAUGAAAAAAGAUGUUAAACUAUUAAAAGAGGUAAUUAAUGAUUCUUAUUAUUUUAUUGCAAAUCAAAAUUUAAUGAAAACAGUCAAAUUACUUCGAUUGAUUAAUAUUCUUUGUCUUAAGGCUGGAAUAGUUUUGAUAACUAAUUAA